AAAACACACUGAAAAAAGUAAUAUGAAAUAGACAAACAAAAGAAAAAUCUCUUUCCUUUUCACUUUCCAUUUUCCAUCACAAAACUAGUUUAACUCUCACUUAAACCACCAUCAUCCAUUAUUACUCACUCAUCAUAGAUUAGAUUCUCAUCAAUGCCAAUCAAGCAACCCAACAACAACCAACCCCUUUUCACCUCCCUGUCUCUCUCUCUACCUUCCAUUCAUUCAAAUUAAGUUGGAUUAGUUGUGUUGGCUUUGGUUGCUUCUGCAAUUGAUUAAGUCAUCAUGGGAUUGGGAAUCCACCACCUUGCCUUGUUUCUCUUUUUGGGUUCUCUUCAAGUUGCUUUGAGUCGAGAUAUUGAACACCGUUCGCUGCUAGUAAAUGGAGCUCAAGCAAAAGCUGAAACAGGCGAUAACUUUAUCUGUGCCACUAUUGAUUGGUGGCCUCAUGAUAAGUGCGACUACGACCAUUGCUCUUGGGGAUACUCAUCAGUUGUAAAUUUGGACGUGUCUCGUCCUUUCCUUGCCAAGGCAAUUCAAGCCCUCAAGCCAUUGAGGAUAAGACUCGGAGGUUCUCUGCAAGAUCAGGUGGUCUACGACGUUGGAAAUUCGAACUCUCCUUGUCAUCCAUUUCAAAAGAUGAAAGGUGGAUUGUUCGAUUUUUCAAAGGGAUGUUUACACAUGAAAAGAUGGGACGAGCUUAAUCAUUUUUUCAAUCAGACAGGGGCCGUUGUGACAUUUGGCUUGAACGCGCUCCAUGGAAAGCACCAGGUUGUUCCGAAAGUUUGGGAAGGAGCUUGGGAUUCUACAAAUGCAUAUGAUUUUAUAAAGUACACUGUUUCAAAGGGAUACAAGAUCGACGCAUGGGAACUCGGUAAUGAAUUGAGCGGUAAGGGCAUCGGUGCACGUGUUGGCGUUACACAGUAUGGGAAAGAUUUGAUCAAGCUUAAACGAAUUCUCGACGUGUUAUACGAAAACUCUAGAUUCAAACCCUCACUUGUAGCACCUGGGGGCUUUUACGAAAAAGAAUGGUAUAAUAAGCUUCUUCAGGUUUCUGGUUCCGGCAUAAUCAAUGUUCUGACUCACCAUAUAUAUAAUUUGGGACCAGGUAGCGACGGGCAUCUUGAAGGGAAGAUUUUAGAUCCCGACCGGUUGAGCAGGGUGGAAACGAUUUUCAGCAAUCUUUCAGAAACCAUUCAAAAACACGGUCCGUGGACUUCUGCGUGGGUAGGAGAAGCUGGCGGGGCUUAUAACAGUGGCGGUCACGAUGUUUCCAACACAUUUCUGAAUAGCUUUUGGUACUUAGAUCAACUCGGAAUCGCAUCCACCUACAAUACCAAAGUUUAUUGUAGGCAGACAUUAAUCGGAGGGAACUAUGGCCUUCUCAAUACCUCCACUCUCACUCCGAAUCCUGACUACUAUAGUGCGCUAUUGUGGCAACGGUUGAUGGGAAAGAAGGUUCUUGCAGUUUCCAGCGAUAUUUCUUCGCCGUUUUUACGGACUUACGUCCAUUGUUCAAAAGAUAGGCCUGGCGUAACAUUACUGGUGAUCAACUUAAGUAAUCAAACAAACUUCAUACUCAAUGUGAAAAACCCUAUGCGUGUUAAAAGAGACGAAGUGAGCAAAAACAUUCGUAAAGAAAGAAACUCAUUCUUCGACAAUCUCAAGAAAGCGUUCUCGUGGAUCGGAACGAAAGGUUCGGAGGUCACAUUCAGGGAAGAGUAUCACUUAACUCCAGAAGAUGAUAACCUCAAAAGCCAAACCAUGGUGCUGAAUGGAAUUCCACUCAAGUUAACAAAUGAAGGGGAUGUUCCAACAAUGGAUCCAGUUCACAACAAUGUGAGGUCUCCAAUAUAUAUAGUUCCUUUGUCAAUUGCAUUUGUUGUGUAUCCAAACUUUGAUGCUCCAGCUUGUGCUAGAUACUGAAAACUAUAUGGUCUAAGGUUUCUAUAUAGACAUUAUACCUAUGGAAUUGCAAGCUCUUGGUAAUUGUAAGUAGUGAGCAAGUUAUAUAGCAUUUGCAAUAGUUUGAAAUUUGAAGAAACAUAAAGAUAUAUCAACUUGUGAAUAUAUUUGUGCUUUAAACUUAUGAUUCUCACACAAAAGUUGUGUUGGUUUUUUAUUGGA
Messenger RNA from Vicia villosa (hairy vetch), 2127 nucleotides. RefSeq names its product heparanase-like protein 1. Bases 286 to 1926 code for a protein of 546 amino acids. The transcript is spliced from 10 exons. The record is from RefSeq and is a predicted model, not a curated record. Gene Ontology annotation, molecular function: beta-glucuronidase activity. Gene Ontology annotation, cellular component: membrane; plant-type cell wall. NCBI's taxonomy places the organism in Eukaryota, Viridiplantae, Streptophyta, Magnoliopsida, Fabales, Fabaceae.